Messenger RNA from Aspergillus terreus NIH2624, 939 nucleotides. RefSeq names its product SDR family oxidoreductase. The record is from RefSeq and is a predicted model, not a curated record. Bases 1 to 939 code for a protein of 312 amino acids. The transcript has a single exon. Lineage: Eukaryota; Fungi; Ascomycota; Eurotiomycetes; Eurotiales; Aspergillaceae.
AUGGCUCCCACUAUCCUCAUUGUCGGCGCAACGGGCAACACUGGCCGAAGUGUAACCGAAACCCUACCUCAAUUGCUCAAGUCCAGCAACGCCUUGUCUGAUCAUCGAGUCAUUGCUCUGACACGCUCUCUGAAUGGAGCAGUCGCGCUGCAGCUGGCCAAAAUCCCCGGUGUUGAAAUGAUUGAAAAAGACUGGGUUGAAAUCACUGCCGACUGGCUCCGGGAUCACGAGGUUGUGAGGGCGUUCAUUGCAUCGCACAACGAACCGAGCCAAUUCGCCGAAGAGUCAGGCUUUCACGUUGCUGCCCUCAAAGCCGGCGUGCAGUAUGUGGUGCGGAUCUCGACCACUGCCGCGAACGUGCACCCAAUCUCUGACGUCUACUAUCCACGUACGCAUUGGGCAGUCGAGGCUCUCCUGAGCAACCCGGAAUUCAGCGGCAUGCAGUGGACGUCCCUGCAGCCGAACAUCUUUUCCCAGUUCUAUCUUGCCACAGCUGUGGAGUUUGUCAAACAGUACCGCAACACCGGAAACCAGGGGACUCUGAAGUUGAUGGCGUCCGAGGAUGCGCCUGUCGGCAUUAUUGAUCCAGAUGAUGUUGGGGUAUUCGCCGCUCACCUCUUGUCUCUGGAUGAUCCGGCAGUGCACAACAAGGCCAAGUAUGUUCUGAACGGGCCGGAGGAUAUCACGGGGGCUCAGGUCGUCAGCAUGGUGGAGCGGUGUAUCGGUACCAAGGUCCAUGAUGUGCGCUAUAAAGACAUGUCGUUUGUCGACUCGUUAAUGCACCUGGGUCAUCCAGCAGUGAUGGGGACUGUGAGACUCGCCCCCGUGACGUCUUGGGAAGGAAAAGCUAGCGUCGCGACGACGAGCAAGGAGGUGCUGGAGAUUGCGCCCCCCAAGCGCACGCCUGCUGAUGUGUUCAAGGCUCUUUUGGAGGAGUAA